This is a messenger RNA of Aricia agestis (brown argus), 3061 nucleotides long. It is a transcript of the gene Nhe3, whose product is annotated as sodium/hydrogen exchanger 6. Gene Ontology annotation, molecular function: sodium:proton antiporter activity. Lineage: Eukaryota; Metazoa; Arthropoda; Insecta; Lepidoptera; Lycaenidae. Gene Ontology annotation, biological process: regulation of pH; proton transmembrane transport; sodium ion transport. The record is from RefSeq and is a predicted model, not a curated record. Gene Ontology annotation, cellular component: membrane; recycling endosome. The coding region runs from base 240 to 2333 and encodes 697 amino acids. The transcript is spliced from 17 exons.
GUCCCUUUGUAAUUUUUAUUAUAUUUUUACUUCGUAUGAAACUGCUGAUACGUUAGAUCUGUUUUUGUGCUUUAAUCGCCUAAAAUGCAACUUUGAGUACUAAACUGUGGAUGAAUCUUGCUUAAUUAUACACGAUAAAUCAGUGUUUCUGUGGUGCUAGUUUGUAAACGAAUCCUUUGUGAAGUGUCCAUAACAAAAUCGAUUUUUCGUGACAUGAUAUCUACAGACAUUGUGCAAGAAUGAAUCCUAUUCUUAAAUCUAGUCUCCUAAUUUACUUCAUAGGAGCCUGUGAUGCAUCAGGCACCGACAUCGCCCUUGACGCGAAGGCCACUCUUUUACAUCGCAUCGAUAGUUUGAAUCUUCUUAUUUACACUUGCCUGCUGACCCUAACGGUUCUAACUAUAUGGGUAUUCAAACACCGUCGUGUAAGUUGGCUGCAUGAAACCGGUCUUGCAGUAAUUUAUGGGCUUAUCGUUGGAGCCAUCAUUAGAUAUGGAGGCAGCACAAAUGAAGUCACAUACAUUGAUGCUCACCCCGCACCGGACACUAAAUACAACCUGUCAGUUCCACCUGAUAUUGUGCGAUUCCACUUUCCCGACAAAAUCCAAAUAUCAUCUGGAGAAGCACCAAUCCCAAACAAGACAUAUGCUUACAGUUUUAGAGGUGAAAUAGUUAAGGUUGAACAAAAUGAAAUAGACUUAAAAGCAACUUUUGAUCCAGAAAUAUUUUUCAACAUUAUUCUUCCACCCAUUAUAUUCCAUGCAGGGUACUGUUUAAAACGGAAAUAUUUUUUCCGAAACUUGGGUGCGAUUUUAACAUUUGCCAUGGUGGGAACAGCACUAUCAGCUCUUGUAAUUGGUGCCCUCAUGUAUGGGUGUGUGCAGCUGAUGCCUGCAUCCCUAGCGUCUAGCUUCACAUUUCUGGACACCCUGUAUUUUGGUGCUUUGAUAUCCCCAACUGAUCCGUUGACAGUUUUAGCUAUAUUCUCCCAGCUAAAGGUUGACGUAAAUUUAUAUGCAAUGAUAUUUGGAGAGAGUGUUCUUAAUGAUGCUGUGGCUUUGGUUCUCAGUGGAGCCAUACAGAACUACGAGAAGAGAUAUUCAAGCGAUGGCGGUUUUGAAAUAACAGGGUUUUUGGGAGCGAUUGGAGAUUUCAUUGGAAUUUUCAGCCUCUCUCUCCUUGUUGGUGCUCUGAUGGGGUGCUUUACUGCAUUGAUGACCAAGUUUACUCACGUGCGUGACUGGCCGCUGCUGGAGUCCGCGCUAUUCGUGCUGAUGUCCUACGCCGCCUUCCUCAUUGCCGAAGUCUGCGAACUGACAGGGGUGGUAGCGGUGCUGUUCUGCGGUAUAUGCCAAGCGCACUACACCUACAACAACCUGUCAGCGGACUCUCGCAACCGGACCAAGCAGUUGUUCGAGCUGCUCAACUUCUUGGCGGAGAACUUCAUAUUCACAUACAUCGGAGUCUCCAUGUUCACGUUCCCGAAACACCACUUUGACCCGUGGUUCAUCAUAGCUGGAUUUCUGACUUCGACUCUGGGCCGGGCGGUGAAUAUUUAUCCGCUGUCAUUUUUGCUCAAUCUUGGACGAAAACCACCGAUCCCGAUGAAUUUCCAGCACAUGCUGUUUUUCUCUGGUCUGCGCGGCGCUAUGUCUUUCGCGUUGGCCAUCCGCAACACAGUGUCGGAAGCGCGGCAGGCAAUGUUGACUACAACGUCGAUGAUCGUCAUCGCGACUGUUGUGUUGCAGGGCGGCGCCGCAACGCACGCGCUUGCGUACCUGCGUAUACCCACCGGCGAAGGCCAGAAUGACGAGAAUGAAGCUCUGCCAUACCGCGACGUGAGAAGCCUCUACCAGGCCACGGAUACGGGCAGAUCGCCGACUGAUCUAAGCUUCGGCCUCCAAAACAUGGACACAUCACAGACACCAUGUUACGAAAGGGCAACAAAUGGCCGCAUGGUAGUUAAAUGGGGGAAUGGCGAGAACGAAGUGGUUAUGCCUUGGCAACUAAAUUAUAAGGAAGAGACGCCACGCGGUAGCACAGACGGUGGCAGCGAGAAGGCCCGACUCGCUCGUCUUUGGGGCGCGCUAGACAGUCGCCUGCUCAAGCCCCUCCUAACCCACGCCCGACCGCCGCUCACAGAGACUCUGCCGGGCUUCAUGAGACCCGUAGCUCGUCUGCUGACUACGACAAGACAGUAUACGCAAUCGGACAACAGCCUUCGUAGAACUGAUUCAGAUUCCGAUUUAUGUAUUGACGAGCCUCAACCUGUACCGACGAGUAUCGACCCUCAGCUGUCUUAUAAUAUACGGAAUGGCUAUGGCAAUGUCUAAGUUUUAUUAUUUUUAAAAGACCCUUGGCUGUGAUAUAAGGUCGACUUUAAGAGUGUCGUAGCUUGUAAGUAUUUAAUAGAGAUUUUUGAUAAAUUGCACGCAGCAACUCUGGCCCGGCCUCGUGGAUACGAGAAUAUCGGUAGAAGGUAUCACGGGAAGUAACAUCUAAAUAAUGUACGAUAUCCAUGCUCCUUGUGCCACACUUUUGUAAUGUGAUCACCGUCAGAAUAAAUGUAUUUUGCUACUGUGAAUUUGAUGUAAUAUUUACCUUGACAUAGCUUAGUGUAGUUAUUAUAAUCGAUUAGCAAAUUUUUACUCUUCACGAUUCACUACCGAUGGUGCCAUUUCAGUUUCGAACCAUGCAUACGAAAAAAUAGGUUGAUUUUAAAAAGACUUGUUUAUAUUUUUAGGUGUUUUACAUUGUAAAAUAAUUUAAUAAAUUAAAAAUUAUCGAAUUACGGUUAGUGUUAUUUUUUAAAUAUUCAGGGAAGCAAAGUCUAUGAAAUAGCACCAUAGUAUAUAGCGGCAGGCCGCAUUCUAAAUCUAGGUUUGUUCUAGUGUUAAGUUUUAAAUAUAGUAGUAAAAUAUUAAUUAUGGUGACCUAUGGCAUAGCUAAAUACACUGAAAAAGCGUCAUUUUGGCGAAUAAAGCCGGGUCCAGACGAGUGUAACGUGUAAUGUAAGAUUACGUGUAAUUUAGCAUCAACAGUGUGGACGGCACACGAACUC